UAAUUCACAAGAGAGAUUAUUUUUCUCUCGCUCUCUCACCCACCCAUUUCCAGUUCUCACACUCUCUCUUUCUAUCUUUAAAAGCUCUGUUUUUUAUGCUUCUUUCCAUAUCUAUUCAUUAAGGAUUCGUUUGGGUUCACCAUCACUUAUUUUCUCUGUUCCUUUUCUCACUUGCAGGGCUCUGCCAUUUUGCAUAUGCAAUAUAUUUUCCGACUCUCAGUUUCUGUUGCAUCAUCUUUUUCUUCUCUAAAUCCGUACUUUUCCCUUCUUAAGCAAAAAAUAUAGUACAUUUCUUGAAUUUUUUGGGUAUUUCCUGGGCAUCCAAGCAAGCAGUUGUCGCCACGUUUUGAUCAGUUUAGUCCAUGAGCAGCCUGUUUAUAUGAUGAUGCUUUAAGUGUGUGAGUUGCUUUGUGGGAAAAGUUAAUCAGAAGCUAGCCCCUCGAUCGGAAUGGAUGCAAAUGGUGCUAGCAGUGAGAAUGACAGUAUUCACUGGAACACAGUUGAUGAGCUCGAGACACCUAAUGCUGCUGCUUCUCCUUGUAUGGGGUUAAGGAGUUCUGCUAAAGAAGCAAGUACUAGGGCGGCCUCUGAUAACGAAAGCACAAAUGACUUGCUAGAAGAGAACAAGAUGCUGUCUCUUCUAGUGGAUAUGGGUUACUCCUUUGAGGAAGCUCUGAUGGCAAUGGGAAAAUGUGGUUCUAAUGCCCAUAUAGAAGAGCUGAUAGAUUAUAUAUCUGCGGCUCAAGUGGACAAAGAACUGGAUACUGGUCUUGAAGAAUUACCUUCUGAAGAUGAUGUGAUCUCUUGUUCUCAUCCAAAGGCUCCUGAGAAUUCACCCGAAGAACAUCAAUGUGUUGGGAAAUCAGGAAAUUUUGGAUAUGUAAGAGAUUCUGCUGAUGACCACUUUGAUGAUGAUAAUUCACCUGGAAUGGACGAAAGCAGAGAAGAUUUGCUAGAAGAGGACAAGAUGCUGUCUCUUCUAAUGGAUAUGGGUUACUCCUUUGAGGAAGCUCUGAUGGCAAUGGGAAAGUGUGGUUCUAAUGCCCAUUUAGAAGAGCUGACAGAUUACAUAUGUGCUGCUCAAAUGGACAAAGAAUUACCUUUUGAAGAUGAUGUGAUUUCUUGUUCUGAUCCAAAGAUAAGGACAGAGGAUUUUCUUUGUAAAAAGAAGAGGAGGAUUCACCCGACCGAGAUAUCUAUACGCCAAGGUUGUAAAGGAAGGGAGAAGAAUCCACUGGAAGGAUAUGAGGAGACAAUUUACAUCCCUAAUCCAAUGAUAGGGUUUGGAAUUCCUGAUGAACCAUGGCGCAUUAUAGAGAGAAAGCUUCCAGUGCUAGCUGCUGAUCCACCAUAUUUUUAUUAUGAAAAUGUGGCCCUAACUCCCAAGGGUGUAUGGAGUACAAUAUCUCGCUUUUUGUAUGACGUUGAGCCGGAGUUUGUUGAUUCUGUAUAUUUCUGUGCUACUGCAAGAAAAAGAGGUUAUAUUCACAACCUUCCAAUUCACAAGCGAUUUCCUCUUCUGCCAAGACCACCAUGCACUAUACAAGAAGCCUUACCUUCAACCAAGAAAUGGUGGCCUUCCUGGGAUACAAGAACAAAGCUAAAUUGCCUUCUGACUACCACUGGAACUGUCAAACUUACAGAGAGGAUAAGACAGGCACUUGAAGAUUGUGGUGGCAAUCCCACUCCAAACUUCAGAAAGUAUGUGCUUGAUCAAUGCAGAAGGUGGAAUUUGGUUUGGGUUGGAAAAAACAAAGCAGCAGCUCUUGAACCUGAUGAAAUGGAGAUGCUUCUAGGAUUUCCAAAGGACCACACUAGGGGUGGUGGGGCUUGUAGGCAGGAUAGAUAUAAAGCACUUGGAAAUUCUUUUCAGGUUGAUACAGUUGCAUACCAUCUCUCGGUCUUAAAGGCUCAAUUUCCAUAUGGCAUCAAUGUCCUCUCACUUUUCUCUGGCAUUGGUGGUGCUGAAGUAGCCUUGUAUCGACUUGGGAUACCCCUAAAAAAUGUGGUCUCUGUUGAAAUUUCGGAAGUGAACAGAAAUAUUCUCCGAAGUUGGUGGGAGCAAACAAACCAGAGGGGACGUCUCAUUGAAAUUGCAGAUGUCCAAGAAAUCAAUGGUGAUAACCUCGAACGGUGGAUCAGCUCAUUUGGCGGGUUUGACCUUGUGAUUGGAGGGAGUCCAUGCAACAACCUUUCUGGUGGCAACAGAGUGAGCAGAGAUGGACUCGAGGGUAAACAAUCUUCUCUGUUCUAUCACUACUUCAGAAUUCUAGAGCUCGUAAGAUGUACAAUGCGGAAUGGCUAAGGAUUUCAUUUGAGAGGCUUACAAUUUAAACAAUACAAAAUUGAUCCAUUACUUUUUGUUCUUUUCUAAUGACUCAUCAAUUGGUGUCUAGGUGUCUGAAAAGUUUGUAAAGAGUGGAAUUUUUUUUAUCUUCAAGUUUGCAGGGACAAUUUAGCUGCAGAAACUGUAAAUUGUUGCUUCAUCCACAUACAAUACGCAUCAUCAUUACAUUCAAGCGUACAAAGAGCUCUUUUUGGAAGUUGAUAUUGCACUUUAAUGGGAAACUUCUGCUUCUUGAAA
Molecule: messenger RNA, 2584 nt
Organism: Hevea brasiliensis (rubber tree)
Lineage: Eukaryota; Viridiplantae; Streptophyta; Magnoliopsida; Malpighiales; Euphorbiaceae
Product: DNA (cytosine-5)-methyltransferase DRM2
Exons: 9
Coding region: 449-2305 (618 amino acids)
Cellular component (GO): nucleus
Molecular function (GO): DNA (cytosine-5-)-methyltransferase activity
Source: RefSeq, a predicted model, not a curated record